CCAUCUUAGCGCUCCCUCCCCCGGUGCGGCGGGAUUGAAUGAGUCGCUGCCCGCCCGCCUGCCAGCCCAGCGCCAUGUCAGGCACUCCGAGCCGCGGCACCCCUGGCGGGACCCCGCUGUCGCCGACCCGCAUCUCCCGGCUGCAAGAGAAGGAGGAACUGCGGCAGCUCAAUGACCGCCUGGCCGUUUAUAUUGACCGUGUGCGGGCGCUGGAGCUGGAGAACGACCGGCUGCUUCUGAAGAUCUCGGAGAAGGAGGAGGUCACCACCCGGGAGGUGAGCGGAAUCAAGAGUCUCUAUGAGUCUGAACUGGCUGAUGCUCGAAGAGUUCUGGAUGAAACUGCCAAAGAGAGGGCUAGAUUACAAAUUGAAAUAGGAAAAUUGAGAGCAGAACUUGAGGAGUUCAAUAAAAGCUACAAGAAGAAAGAUGCAGAUUUGUCUGUGGCUCAGGGUCGCAUCAAGGAUCUGGAAGUUCUCUUCCAUAGAAGUGAAGCCGAACUCAAUACUGUCCUGAAUGAGAAACGCAGUCUGGAAGCAGAGGUGGCUGAUCUGCGUGCCCAGCUUGCUAAGGCUGAAGAUGGUCAUGCUGUGGCAAAGAAGCAGUUGGAGAAGGAGACACUCAUACGUGUGGACCUGGAAAAUCGGUGCCAGAGUUUGCAAGAAGAUCUGGAUUUCAGGAAGAAUGUAUUUGAGGAGGAAAUAAGGGAAACGAGAAAACGACAUGAGCAUCGUUUGAUUGAGGUGGACACAAGCCGCCAACAGGAGUAUGAAUCCAAAAUGACUCAAGCUCUGGAGGAUCUGCGAAAUCAACAUGAUGAACAAGUCAAACUGUAUAAGAUGGAGCUGGAGCAGACCUAUCAGGCUAAGCUGGAGAAUGCCAAAUUGUCCUCUGACCAAAAUGACAAAGCUGCUGGUGCAGCUCGAGAGGAGCUGAAGGAGGCUCGCAUGAGGAUAGAAGCUCUCAGCUACCAGCUUUCUGGUCUUCAGAAACAGGCCAGUGCAGCAGAAGAUCGCAUUCGGGAACUGGAAGAAAUGAUGGCUGGUGAGCGGGAGAAGUUUAGGAAGAUGCUGGAUGCAAAGGAGAGGGAAAUGACAGACAUGAGGGACCAGAUGCAGCUUCAGCUUACAGAGUACCAAGAACUGCUUGAUGUUAAAUUAGCACUGGACAUGGAGAUCAGUGCUUACCGAAAACUCCUGGAAGGAGAAGAGGAAAGGUUGAAGCUCUCUCCAAGUCCCUCCUCCCGUGUCACAGUCUCUCGAGCUACCUCCAGCAGCAGCAGCAGCAGCGCUUCGCUUGUUCGCUCUUCCCGAGGCAAGAGAAAGCGUAUUGAAGCAGAGGAGCUUUCCGGCAGUGGAACAAGUGGGAUUGGCACAGGAAGCAUCAGUGGCAGCAGCAGUAGCAGUAGCUUUCAAAUGUCCCAGCAAGCUUCAGCUACAGGAAAUAUCAGUAUAGAAGAGAUAGACCUGGAGGGCAAAUAUGUUCAGCUUAAGAACAACUCGGAGAAGGAUCAGUCUUUGGGUAACUGGAGACUGAAAAGACAGAUUGGAGAUGGAGAUGAAAUUGCUUACAAAUUUACUCCUAAGUAUGUCCUCAGAGCUGGGCAGACUGUUACAAUCUGGGGUGCAGAUGCGGGCGUAUCUCAUAGCCCCCCUUCUGUUCUCGUGUGGAAGAACCAAGGCAGCUGGGGCACUGGUGGAAAUAUCCGCACAUACCUCGUCAACUCUGAAGGAGAGGAAGUUGCAGUGAGAAGCAUUACUAAAUCAGUAGUUGUGCGAGAGAACGAAGAGGAAGAAGAUGAAACAGAAUAUGGAGAGGAAGACCUUUUCAACCAACAGGGCGAUCCCAGAACAACCUCUAGAGGAUGCUCAGUGAUGUGAAAAAAGAAGAAAGAAACUAUUAUUUGCGCUUUCCCCCUUCAUGUAUUUCCUUUUAUUUUUGCUAUUUUUUCCUUCCAGAGCCACUGAAAACUAUUUUUAUAUGCAUCACUUGAUUUCUUUGAAGUUUACUCCUUGGUACAUUUUUGUAAAAAAAAAAAACAAAACCAAAAAAACUUUACUGAACAAAACUGACAGGAUUUUUAAUAGAUUUCUUUAUUUUUCCCUCUUUGUUGAAACACUAUAUUGGAAUACAAUAUUUUUCCCCGUACAGAAUAUAAAAUCUUAUGUAGAAACCUAAAGCAGAAAAGAGAUUUUUAGCUAAAAUGAGAUGAGACUCCUUGAGUGUAUGGUAAAUCUAUAAUUGCAUAUAUAACCAAUAUAACACCCCCAGAAAAAAAGGUUUAAUGAAGUGUAUUCGUCUACAGGACUCUGGGAGAGAUUCACAGAGUGUUUCCUCCACAGCUGUAGAAAUUUUGCCUGGAAAUUUUGCAAUUUCCAGCUUAGGAAAAUUAGACCACAGAUUCGUUCAAAGUGCUGCUCCGCAAUUCCAACGACACAGGAAAGCUGUAUUUUAGGCAUUUUUGACUCAGGACCUUGCCAUUUUUCCAAGAUUUGAUAGCCUAAUGGUAAACCACCUGGGUCUGUCACACCUGAGCUCCGUGUCAUCAUUUCAAAAGAUGGAGAGUGGUGGGUUCUUCUUCCUGAGUAUACACACUAUCCUAAGCUGGAAGUGUCAAAUUCGGAGUUCGGACUUUGAUUUUUAGGGGAUUUUGCCAUGGUCACAAGUUAAAUCAUGGACACAAAUUGUGAUAUUCAGUAUUUAUGAUUUAAUUAUUUUGACAUAUUCAGCUUUAAAAAUAUUUGAUUAAGAUUUUAGAAGUAAAACAUAUUUAUACUUUUGACAGUGAUAAAUAUUGGGGAUUUAAAAGGUUAUACCAUGUAAAUGUUGACUUUUUAAUCAGAACUAGAUACAGCUUGUUCAUACUUCUGUUAGGUUCAAAGGGGCAUUGUCAGGUAUCCGAAGGAGCGGUAUUUGCAAAAUAGAGCAGAAAUAGUUGAAUGACUUUUAAACAGUUCAAAGAAACUGCCACUCUUUAGGACAUAAGUGACACAGCAUUCAAAUGCUCAAGGCAAAGUCUAACAAGGAGUGAAGGGAUAAUCAUGUUUUUUGUAAAAAAUGUGUUCUAUGAGUAGCAGGUGAUUUUUAUUUUAAUAGGAUGCAUUUUUUAUCUGACAGUGUCCAUUUAGCUUAAGGUUUCUACCACUGCAUUUCUCUGGAGAUAACUUAUAGUCCUACUCUUUCAACUACUAGCUAAAAAACAAACUUAGUAAUUUGGAUACAAAAUUUGGAUACCAUUUGAUUUCAGCAUAGAACCUGUUUUUACCUGCACUCUUGAACUCUGAUCUUAUCAUUCAAAUAGUUAAGACUCAUCAGACAAGUGACAAGGCUUGGAUGUUUUCGGUGGCUUUUGGACAUUACAUUCUCUGAACAGUAUCUUGACUGACAGAUAUAACCUAGAAAGUCGGUUUAGUGGCUCUGACUGAUGGCUUUGUUAUGCAAGCAGGGUGGGAACAAAAGGGGCUUUAAGCUUCAGGAUUUAUUUUGCCAUUUAAAAAUAAAGAUGCUACUUUUCUCUCUUUGAGUGCGAUGACUGAAUUGCUGAAGUUAAGCUAAUAGACGUAUAGAAUUAUGUUUUAAUCUAUUAUCAGAAGACCCAGUACAAAAAAACAGGAUGAAGAUUUGGCUGUUUGGGCUGAUGGGAUAACUGCAUUGAUGUACUUGGCCAUCUUUCUAAUUUUCCCACUCUGCUUGACUAGAAGGUUAAAUAUGUAGUAAAUCAUGUCUCUCUCUCUAUAAGAUGUAUCUAGUGAAAUUAUGUUUCUCAGACAUAUUGUUACAAUUACCUUUUCUAAAUUUUUUGUUAUCCAAAUGAAUGCAAUCAACAUAAAGUUAUUUUUGCAACAUGCCUUCCAACCACUGGACACCAUUUCCUUUUCUGACCCACAGCUUCUAUAAUACACUCACAUAGUAUUUGAGGGCUUUUUAAAUUUUUCCAUAAAGAGCUAUAUUUAUUUUUUUUUACAUGGACCAGUUUUCAGACUGCUUAUUCCUUUAAGAUUUUCCUGUAAAUUUAAGAUUAUUUUAAUCUUAAAUACUAAAGCAAUGAAUGUGUAAUUAAUUUACAUUUUUUUCUGUGCUUUUUGGUUUGUUUGUUUCCUGUAAAGAAUGGCCUCAGAAAGGCAGCUCAAAUGAAGAAAAACCUCUUGCUACCUGAGCCAUAGUUUUCUUAACAGCUACUGUAUGGGAAAUGUGUCUUAUUGUAGCCUUAAGAACUGGUGCUUGCAGAUCUCUUGGUUGAGCACUGUGCCCUUGAGUAACAGUCUGCAGAAUUUGUCCUUAGAAUUGGAACUGUGUCCUUUAACUUUGGAAACAGUUUAUUUGAUUCUUCAGGAUCAUAUUUAGAUAUAUAUAGGUCAAAUAAACCUGUGAUUGACACUGUGGGAAAAGCCAAGUCUGAAUGUGGAUGAUCCUGUUACCAGAGUGCUUUUUAAUAGGCUACUACAAAUAACUCCUAGCUGUAAAAUGCAAGACACAGAAGAACUACUGUAUUCCAUGUAUUUUCUUUUUUGUGUCACCUUCUCCAACCACCAUCCUGGCCUCUUGCUUUUGAUGCUGAGCUUCAGUCUAAUAGUGCUGUUCCAACCAGAUUGGGAGGCAGUUUUGUGGCUUUACCAGCCCAAAAAGCAUUGUUUCUUUUUUUUCUGUCUUUCCAAGAUUUCUUUCCAUUUUCAGGAUAUUUAAAGCUUUUUGUUCAAAUAAAAUCCAGUGCCCCCCUUCUCUUUGGUACUGUAUAUGAACCAGUCAUGAUGAAAUUAUAGCAUGGACAGCAGUUCAGCUCGAGUGUUGAUAUCUGGCAUAAUACUUGAAGGAGAAAUAGAUUUGACUUACCUGGAGAAAAAUUAUUUUAAGGUGUCUCUAAUGAGGAAAAUGAAACUUUUAUCAGAGUAGUUACUUGAGUGUAACUAUCCAUAUGGAUGUUCUUAUUCCAGAGAUACAACCUUAUUCUGGAUGAAAUAAUAAAUAGUUUUUCCUAUGUGUAGCUCAUAACAGAAUGUCAUAUAAAAUACCGUAAACACAUACUGCCUCCUCCUAAGCUCAUGCCACAUGAAAAUGCUUGUCUCAGAACAAGUCCAUCCAUCUGCAGACCUGUCAGGAAUGUGGUGCCUUCUGGAGUGAGGUGUGGCCUCAGAGUCCCUGGCGUUUCAUCACGCUUUUUUCUCCCUUGCUUCUGCAUUUGUUCCUUUAAGUGUUGCAUUGCAGUGACAUACUCCAAGGAGUGGAGUGGCUGGGAUUCCCUUGUUCCUGUUCAUCUGUAUUUCCUGUGAUUCCUUUGCUGCUGCACAGCUGUAUUUCCUGUUUCCCUUGUUGCUUCACAGCUCUGUUACCCGCAGGUCUCCUUAUGCCUAUAUGGUGCUCCUGCGUGGCUCUGGCAGAACCCAUCAUUUGCACUGACGUGUUGCUCACUUGUCUUUAGCUCUGUGUUGCCAUUAGAUAGACAGUUGGCUGCAUAGUCUGUUUGUAGCAGGAACCUAAAGUCUCAGGAAGAAUAUAUCUGCUUCCUGUGAUGUAAAAGCCAGCUGAGCAUGUGUGCAAGCUGGCAGUAGUGUGGGAAUUGUAACUGCAGUGUGAAGCAGGCUGCAGUGUGAAAGGAGAUCACUAUGUGUGGUGUUUGUCCUCAAGCAAUGAGACACUUCAUGUUCAGUUCAGGGAUCUUACUGGGUUUUAUGCACCUUUUUUUUUUCUUUUUUAAUGCUCAUUGUGUAUAAAAGCCCUUUAAUUGCAACCUGAACAGAGGUUGCAGGUUAGAAGAGACCUGUAAAAAUCCUCUCCACACCCCAGGACCUUGGAGAAUCUAUUACUUCUAUGCGCAUCAGAAAGGUUUUGAUGCUGCAGGAAAACAUGCAUGCUGUAUGUUCUAGAUCUCUUGUAGCCACUUCUCAUGUCUUCACUAUUAAACCAUUCUGUCUCUUUCUGUAUCUUCUUUUGAAAGUCUUAUCUCUAAACAAAGGCAUAUCCAUAUUUGAUCCUGCAUUUUAUUGACACUGUUGGGUCCAAACUGUGUGAGCAAAGCCUUGUGAACCAGUGAGUGGAAGAUGAGAUACUGAUUGCAUUUUUCAAAGCACUGUUUCAGUUGAAUGUCAGGACAAAUUAUAUUGGAGAGAUUGUUUUCUCAUUUUAAAUGGCCUGGGAAACAGAAUUUUUAUUUGCCCUUCAAUAUGCUUAGCUUUAAACCAGUUUAAGAAUAUUUAAAGGUGUUUGUUGUUUUUUGGGGUUUUUUUAAUACAAGACCAUAUUUACAUGCAAUUAUUAUUUGUAAAACAUACCUUUCUUGAAAUGCUAAGGUCUAGAGUGAAAAAAAUGUGAAAGCCUCCAUUCAGAAUAGCACAAGCAGUGAAUUGGAGUUCCAGAAAAUAUGAUGUUGUUUAUUGAACUUCCAGAUUUUCUAGUUAGCUAUUACUGAAGUGACAAGUCCAUCUUGGUAAGGCAGAUGUUAUUGUAUAUUCAGCUACCCACAUCAUUACACUAAAAUUACAAGCAAUAAUCUAUUUUGAACAAGUUUAAGCCAAAAUGCUUUCCAUUUGGGCAGAAUAUAAACUUGAUCUCUUACUUUCAUAGCAGUGAUGCCUUGUGACUUGAAUUGUGAUUUUUAUUUUAAAAUAUUUUUAAACAAAAUUUUGACUUUAGACAGGUCUGGCAUGAAGGCACUGCAGUAACCACCUCCAGUCAGCUGCUGCCGAUGACUUUAUGGAAGGUUGAAGUGUUUUAAAUAGGAAAUUCUGAGAAAGGUUGUUAACAGAAAAUACACAAAGACAAUGAAACAAUGAAAGUGUUGGAAAAACUUCAUAAUGACCUAGACUUUAUCAUUUCAAAGUGGUUGUUUUUUUUCUUUUUAGAAUAUGCAUGCCAAAUGUCUUGUCUUUUUCAAUGAUUUGUAAUAUACAUUUUAUGACUGGAAAUUUUUUGUACAACACACUCGAAUAAAUGUUUUGCAUUUUA
Messenger RNA from Catharus ustulatus (Swainson's thrush), 6936 nucleotides. It is a transcript of the gene LMNB2, whose product is annotated as lamin B2. The transcript has 12 exons. The record is from RefSeq and is a predicted model, not a curated record. NCBI's taxonomy places the organism in Eukaryota, Metazoa, Chordata, Aves, Passeriformes, Turdidae. The coding region runs from base 39 to 1877 and encodes 612 amino acids.